ACUAUCAGAUUUUUACAGCAUCUACAGAUCCCAAUCAAACUGGAGACCCAGUGUGCUGGGGUCUGUACUAACAGGUGUAACAAGAGCCACAGCAGAAUGGAUAGCCAUCCUAGUCACUCCAAGGAUACCAAUGGAAAAUAUAGGUCAGAAGACCAGUCUGUAGUCAGCAGAAUGCAGAAGAAAUACUGGAAGACAAAGCAAGUCCUAAUCAAAGUUACAGGAAAGAAAGAAGACGAGCAUGUGGUUGCAUCUGAUGCAGAGCUGGAUGCCAAACUAGAGGUUUUUCACUCCAUUCAGGCAAGUUGUAUAGAUCUUCUAAAGACUAUUGAGAAAUACCAGCAGAGACUCAAUGUUAUGUCUGAGGAGGAAAAUGAGCUGGGGCUCCUUUUAAAGGUUCAAGGAGAGCAAGAUGCUACUAAAGCUGGCAAAAUGAUGGAAGCCACUGGAAAGAUCCUCUGUUCUUCUGCUCAACAAAGGGUAGCCCUUUGUACCCCCUUGUCUCGCCUUGGGCAGGAACUGGCAACAUUCAGUCACAGGGCUGUGUCUGAUACCUUGUUAACAAUUGAUCGUAUGGAGCAGGCCCGCAUAGAAUACAGAGGGGCCUUGCUGUGGAUGAAGGAUGUGUCCCAAGAACUGGAUCCUGACACCUGCAAGCAAAUGGAGAAAUUCAGAAAAGUGCAGACGCAAGUGAAAAAUACCAAAGCCCAGUUUGACAAGUUGAAAAUGGAUGUCUGUCAGAAGGUGGAUCUACUUGGAGCUAGUCGCUGCAAUAUGUUGUCGCAUUCCCUUGCUAUCUAUCAGAUAACCCUUUUGCACUUCUGCAAGAAGACAGCAGGACUGAUGUCCAAGAUCCAUGAGGAGUUCAUAGGUGUCCACCCAUAUCACUCUGUUGCACUUGAGCAACCACAGGAGCCUUCCCUAAACAAUCCCACUGAAGAACAUAAAGAGAAGAUAGAGAAAGACACCAUCAGUACAAACCUUGAUAAGUUAAUUUUGUUGGAUGAGGAAACUUCUAUCCAUUUGGAAAGUGAAGCAGUUUCCAGCAAUCUGCUGGUAGAUUCUUUGGAAGGAGAAGAUUUUGAGAAAGAGCUGUCAUUCCUGGAUAACAUACUGAGUCCCUGUUCAAGUCCUGGAGGGAUCGUCCAGGAAUGUCAAAACGUGCUUGGGAGUCCUCAUACCAGUCUCCUUUCACAGAAUCCUGCUACAGAGUCAGAACCUCUGCCUAGUUCAUCUGGAUUCCUACCUUCACAGCUCCUUGACCUUGGCCUUCAUGCUGCUGGAAGCUUCAGUAGCUGGACAUCUGUGUGGUCUCUUACAUACUCACUGCCUGGUAACCAGCCAUUCCCUUCACACAGCACUCCAAAGAUACCACCACCGUCUAUGGAGAGCAGUAAUCAAGAUAUGUCAGCCUGGUUCAGUCUGUUUUCAGACUUGGAUCCCCUUUCAAAUCCAGAUGCCAUUGGGCGCUCAGACGAUGAACUCCUCAAUGCUUGA
Emys orbicularis (European pond turtle) is the source of this 1494-nucleotide messenger RNA. It is a transcript of the gene ICA1L, whose product is annotated as islet cell autoantigen 1 like. Gene Ontology annotation, biological process: regulation of transport. The record is from RefSeq and is a predicted model, not a curated record. Gene Ontology annotation, cellular component: Golgi apparatus. The transcript is spliced from 13 exons. The coding region runs from base 97 to 1494 and encodes 465 amino acids. Gene Ontology annotation, molecular function: protein domain specific binding. Lineage: Eukaryota; Metazoa; Chordata; Testudines; Emydidae.